Messenger RNA from Anoplopoma fimbria (sablefish), 3068 nucleotides. RefSeq names its product solute carrier family 19 member 2 (gene slc19a2). The transcript has 6 exons. The record is from RefSeq and is a predicted model, not a curated record. Lineage: Eukaryota; Metazoa; Chordata; Actinopteri; Perciformes; Anoplopomatidae. The coding region runs from base 97 to 1521 and encodes 474 amino acids. Gene Ontology annotation, biological process: transmembrane transport; vitamin transport. Gene Ontology annotation, molecular function: vitamin transmembrane transporter activity. Gene Ontology annotation, cellular component: plasma membrane.
AAGCCGCCCGCUGGACGCGCAGCUCCGCCGGGUAAGCAGCCGCCGGUCCUCGGCCUCCUCCUCCAGCCCGCAGUGAGACGGCGCUGAGCGGUCACCAUGCCCGGCAUCGACCGCACGCUGCUGCUGCUGUGUUCGUUCGGCUUCCUCUCCAGCCUGCGGCCGUCGGAGCCCUUCCUCACCGCGUACCUGAUGGGCCCGGACCACAACCUCACCGAGACACAGGUUGUCAAUGAAAUCUAUCCAAUAUGGACGUAUUCCUACCUGGUGUUGCUGUUCCCCAUCUUCCUGGCCACUGACUACCUCCGGUAUAAGCCCAUACUGAUCCUGCAGGCCGCCAGCCUAGUCGUGACCUAUGUCAUGUUGCUGAGUGCGCAGGGCGUGCUGGCCAUGCAGCUCCUGGAGUUCUUCUUUGGACUGGCUACGGCCUCGGAGGUGGCCUACUACUCCUACAUCUACAGCGUGGUAGAGCCGGCGCACUACCAGAGAGUGACGGGUUACUGCCGCAGCAUCACCCUGUUCGGAUCGGCUGCUGGAUCUCUGACCGGCCAGCUGCUGCUCUCCGUGGCCAAAGUUCGGAUAGUCCACCUGGUCAUCAUCACCCUGACGACGGCUGCCGUGGCCUCCGUCGCGCCCUGGUUUCUACCCAUGCCCAAGAGAAGCUUGUUCUUCCACAAGAGUCCAGGAGCGGCGGUGGAUAAGCAACGCAGCAGCAGCACAGCUCUGUUGGAGAAGGCCGAGGAUCCGGAGAGCAAGUUGCCUCCGAGCAGCCAGGACGUCUCCACAAUAUCCAGUUCGCCUGAGACAGGAGGUCCUAGCAGCGGUCUUGUGGAGGUCUUCAAGGUGCUGUUUGCGGACUUCCUGAAGUGCUACAGAUGUCCGUCCCUGCUCUCCUGGUCCCUGUGGUGGGCUCUGGCCACCUGUGGAUACUUCCAGGUCAUCAACUACGCACAAGUGCUAUGGGAGAACGUUCGGCCAUCCCAGGACUAUGAAAUCUACAACGGCUACGUGGAGACGUUGGCCACACUGCUCGGGGCUCUGGCGGCCCUGCUGGUGGGCUACCUGCCUGUGUGCUGGGCUCUUUGGGGAGAGCUGGUCCUGUGUGUCCUCUCCCUGCUGAUGGCUGGAUGCGUGUUUGCCAUGGACACGGUGAGGAACAUCUGGCUGUGCUACAUCUCAUACGUCCUCUUCAGAGCCAUCUACAUGCUGCUCAUCACCGUGGCGACGUAUCAGAUUGCGGCCAGUCUCAACAUGCAGCGCUACGCCUUGGUGUUCGGGGUGAACACCUUCAUGGCUCUGCUGCUCCAGUCUCUGCUCACUGUGGUGGUGGUGGACUCAGCUGGCCUUGGCCUCGAUGUCUUUCCUCAGUUCCUCAUCUACGGCGGCUACUUUGCUGUCAUUUCUGUGGUCUUCCUCGUCGCUGGGCUUUGGAAAUUGGCCUCCAGGAGGCGCUCCAAGCAGGAGGAGGAGGUCCUGAGCAACAGUCGACCAGAAACAGAGUCCGACUGUUCUCCAGCCAGGUGAUGGCUAUUGAUAGCUUCAAUCAGUAGUGAGCACAGUGACUCCAAAAGGAGAGCUUCAGUAUGAUUUCAGCCACAUAGUUUAUUCUUUGCAUUGUGGGUUAGCCUAGAUUAUUAAUAACUGAAGCUGUAUGACUCCAUGUUGGCCACUGUGUGGCAGAAUGCCUCCAGAACAAGCUGACGGAUGCACAACCCUGACCCGUGGACGUUCUACCGGUCUGAGGCUGUUAUGUUACAUUUGUGAUGAAUGCUGGUUACACACCGAGACCCAAAAGAUGCACUCUAAUCAAAGGAGAGCAGGAAGAGCUGCAGAGUUUAAAGUAUGUUCACAGGUAUGAACGAGCCCUUCCUCUUUCCUCACUUGAUUCAGUCUGUGAUGUAUCUAAAGGUACGCUCUUUGCUGAUCCCUGAUCAGAUGUGAAGACUUCGUCUGAUAGUCACGUUGCACAAUUCUUCAAAUGUUUACUUUCUUUCUGUGGGUUUUUCCCAGCUUAUUGAACUGUGUGCCUUUUAGGCUUGAUGUGAAAAGCUAAAUAAACACCACGAAUGACACCUUGAUAGUAUUUCUAUAUGCCUUAUGUCAUAGAUGGUGUAUUUUACUAUCAUUGCUAAUUAUUGGCACUGAUGAGGAGUAUCAGCAUCAGGUUUAUCAAUAUGUAUCCUUAGUGAAUGACAAUGAAACGUGUGUGUGAUGUUGUUAGGCUUCUUGUAUCCGGACAAGAUGUUGAUUACUGCAAUGCACAUGUCACCCAGGGCAACAGUGGAAAACAUGGCUGCCACACUCCUCCCACACAGUGCCAGUAACAUAGCUUAUCUUGGAGCACUAGCAAUAAUGCCUUUACAUUUUUUUUUCCUAAUAUUUAUUAAUGUCAUUGACUAAACUCAUGUCACUUAAUAGAAAUUCAAAACCACUCAAACCAGUGUUGGAUUAGCAUCUUCACAGCUGUAGAUGUGUAAUAACUGUUUGUUCUGCAGUGCAGUCACAGUGAUACUUCAUAUGAAUGUUUAUCAAUAUGCACAUAAAUGACGCAAAUACGUUUUCCUAUCAGCCAACAAAUAGAAGAAAUAGCUCGAACAAUUUAACAAGUCAGAUGAUCUGAGCAAGUUGGAUGAAACGCAUUUGUCGCUGCUUUUAUGACGACUGUAUUUUUUAAUAUCUCUUCGUACAACAGCAAUAAACCGAUGGAUUCUAAUGAUAUAUUAUAUUUUGCUGUGUGAAAUGGCUGCUCUCUGUUUCCCCUGAAGGUUUGUUUCUGCGUUUAGUUCCUUUUGGACAUUUUGGUGGAGGACGGGCUGCCUCAGGACACCUUCUCUUAUUUAGUGUGUUGUAUGAAGGUUGACUUUUCCUCCUGUUCAUUCCAGAUUUAUAUUCAUUUCUUUGCACUAUUUCAUACGUUGCGCCUUCAUGAAAUCCUGCGUGUUGCAGUGUGUUACUCACCUGGAGGGUGUGGACACAUUCACAACACGCCUCAGAGCUGCUGUCUCCAUUUCUAUCCCAAAGAAAUCAAAAUGGUUUGCCCAAUCAUGUUUUUGUGUUAUGAAUGGGUGUGU